GAUGUCGAGUACCCCACUGCACGUCAGCUUUUUCAUAAAAAUGUUACCGGUUUGGUACAUACUGUCGUUUUUGAUCGCCGCGAUUUCUGCCCAAGAUAUAUGGAAUGACGAUUCCGAACUGUCAUGGCCCGAAAAAUACACUGUGGAGGCAAUUCGGAUCUCUCUUACUGCAGGGCUCGUUGAAAACCACAAAGCCUGGAGAACAAAUGUGUCGUCGCGAAUUGACUACAACAAUGGUGUUGUAAAGUCCAUCACUAAAGAAAACUCUCCGAAUUUUAAUAAAUAUGAGAUCCAUCCUGAGUUCACGAAAAACUCAUCUAACGUUGUGAAGUGUAACGCAGCGGAACUCGACCCCAGUUGGCAGUCGGUAUCACUAGAACAAAUUCUGCCUGAUACAGAUGACUUCGAGUUUGUCGACCUGGAUCCUGUCAAUGACAAAGAUACUUGGAAAUUUUUCAAAAAGGAAUCACUAGAAGGAAGUGACAUUAGAAGAACCGUGUGGGCAGAGUUUGACAAUGAAACAGAAGUUUGGAUUCCAGUCAGAUAUGAAGUGUAUGAAUACAACGAGUGGUUGGGUUUCUUGAGCAAACACGAUAUUUGGGAUUUCUUUGAAUUCUCCAUUGAUUUCGACGAAGAUGUUUUUGAAACCGAUGAUUAUGGUUGCGAUGAAGAAUACACAAUGCAUGAGAUGAACAGUGAGUCGGUGACCAAACACUUAAUGUUCAUCGAUCCUGAAAACGAUAAACACGUCGAUCAUGUUUUCAACGCGUUCAAAAGCAAACACAAUAAAGUAUACAAAGAUAAUAUUGACCACGCUAAGAGGAAAAACAUAUUCCAAAAUAAAAUGAGGUUAAUAAGAGCCACAAACCGCAAGAAUCUUGGCUACAAACUUGCUGUAAAUCAGUUCGCUGAUCGCACUCCUGAGGAGAUGAAGAGAUACAAAGGGUUAUUGAGACGUCCUGAAGGAAAAACUGGCAAUAUUGCCUUUCCGUACAAGGAUUCUGACAUUAAAAAUAUAGAAACUGAUCUACCUGAUGAGUACGACGCAAGGCUAUUGGGAUUAGUAUCCGCGGUUAAAAAUCAGGAUAAUUGCGGUUCCUGUUGGACAUUCGGCACCACCGCCGCCGUGGAGGGAGCUCUUGCACAACAUAACGGGGGGAAACUUCUAAGCCUGAGCAACCAGGCACUAAUUGACUGCGCUUGGCCUUUUGGUGUACGCGGCUGUGAAGGAGGCAGUGACAACGCAGCGUAUGAGUGGAUGAUGGAAUACGGCUUACCCACUGAAGCGGAGUACGGACCCUACCUUAACAGGGAUAACUACUGCCACAUCGAUAAUGUGACAGUGAAAUACCCAAUCAAAGGCUUCACUGAUGUUACACCAUACAGUGUCGGGGCGCUGAAGGUUGCGCUGGUGAACCACGGCCCGCUGUCAGUGUCUGUCCACGCAAGUGAGGCGUUCACACUGUAUUCCGGAGGUAUAUUCUACGACACAGAAUGCGAUCCUACAAGUUUAGACCAUGAAGUGGCACUGGUGGGAUAUGGAACGCGAGACGAAGAUACAUUCUGGAUCCUGAAGAACUCCUGGGGACCCAUGUGGGGAAUCGAUGGAUACAUGCUAAUAUCUUCGAGGGACAACAACUGCGGUGUUGCCACUGAACCUACUUACGUGAAUUUUUGAUAAAGGAUAUUGACAGUAUUGGCAAAGUUAGGAAUUUAAAGACUAUCAAAUAAUGACAACAUUGCCAACUACUAUUGUAUUGUAUUAAUGACCUGAGUGACGCACGGAAUGACGAAAAUAUUUUAGAUUUAAUUAUUAUGCAGCAUGAUUUCAACAAGCACGUGGAGUUUAAAUUAAAUUUGUAUGCAUA
Molecule: messenger RNA, 1868 nt
Organism: Manduca sexta (tobacco hornworm)
Lineage: Eukaryota; Metazoa; Arthropoda; Insecta; Lepidoptera; Sphingidae
Product: digestive cysteine proteinase 2
Exons: 14
Coding region: 2-1678 (558 amino acids)
Biological process (GO): immune response
Cellular component (GO): lysosome
Molecular function (GO): cysteine-type endopeptidase activity
Source: RefSeq, a predicted model, not a curated record